GCUAUAAGUCAGAGGGAGGCAGAGCAGAGUAAAAAGGUUGCUAAAGGAAAGGCAAGGAAAAGGCUGGAAUUGAAGAGAGGGUUUAAAGAAAGAAAAGAUCAGGAGACAAAAGAAAGAGAAGGACUUGACAGCCAGUCAGAAUGAGUACAAUUGAAAGUGAAGGAUUUAAGGUAACAAAAGAUCUUUAUGGUGGUAUGGUGCUUAAAACCAAAGAUCAAAGCUUUCAAUCUGCUGAUGAAUAUGAUACAAAAUUAGCAGCUGCGAUGCCAAAGUGGGAAGCAGACGGGGUUCGUGGAUUCUGGGCAAAGAUUUCAAUAGAACAUGCUCAUAUUUGCUCAGUAUUUGCUAAGUAUGGUUUAGAUUUUCACCAUGCUCAAUCUGGUUAUGUUAUGAUGGCAAAAUGGUUACCUACCACAGAACCUAGCAUGAUACCAGAAUAUGCCAACCAGUAUCUAGGUGUUGGAGGGUUUGUGGUAAAUGAGAGGAAUCAGUUACUGGUGAUACAGGAAAAAUAUCACCCUGGAACUGCUCAAGCCAAAUGGAAACUACCUGGCGGACAUGCUGAUAAAGGUGAAGAGAUAUUUGAGACAGCAAGACGUGAGGUGGUAGAGGAGACGGGUAUAGAAACAGAUUUUGUUGGUAUUUUAUCAUUCCGCCACCAACAGAACUAUAGAUAUGGAUGUAGUGAUUUCUACUUCAUCUGUGUAAUGCGACCAAUCAACAAUGAGCAGGAAAUUAAAGUGUGCCAACAGGAGAUUGCUAAUUGUAAAUGGAUAGAUAUAGAUGAAUACUUGGAUGAUCCAGAUAUAACUGAUGCUAACAGAUAUUUCACACAGUGUUAUAAGGACAGUAUUGCCAAUGGCAACCUACUUAUAGGUGCCUCAUCUGUGAAAUCAUUUAACAGAAAGUCUACCCACCAAGUUUACAGUAUACAUACACCUAAACCAUUAGUCAAUAAACAAUUGUGAUAUGCUGAACUAUUCAAUUUUAGUUAUUGUUUCAAAUGUUUAGAUUAAUUUAUCCUAGUUUGUCUCUUUUUUCCGUUAUAUUGAUAAUGUUCAUGUAUGUAAUGUAAAAAAUCACGACAACACAUUGUACUAGUUUUGGCUUUAAUACGUCUUCAUCAGAACACUGACUUUAAUUAAAGUCUGUGAUCAGAAAUCAUGUAAAGAAACAGUGACAUGUAUUUUAAUUGUGUUUUAAUGUUGUUGUUAUAACAUUUUUUCUGCUAACUUUGAAUGAUACAGUUAUCUUGCUUUGAACUUACAUCUUAGGGAUUUUAAGCUAAUAUGUUUCAGUGAGUAACUAUUAAUAUUAUAGAGACGUUUUAGUCUAUCCUGAUGAAUUGAAAUGUAUUUGAUAUACAUGGUUCUCCGAUGGUUGUUGAUUUAUUAUCAAAAUCUCAUGUCCUUCAUGUGAAGGUCCUCAGGUUCAAAUUUCUUCAUUUUAGUCAUUGGUUUAGUUUUUUUGCAUCAUUUCUAACUUGACUGAUUUUUUUUUUGAAAUAUAAUACACCGAUAAACACUUUCAGAACUAGCAGACGACCGCCUUUUCUUAGCAGUAGUAUUUCGAGUAAAGAUAACGGGUUGCAUAUCUCACUGUAUAAAUCGUAUGUAAAAUGGUCUGACGUAUGGUAGGUUUAACAGUUAAUUUGAAUACUUUUGAAGUCCAAAGAUGUGUUGUAUUUUAUACUGUGAUGAAGCUAAGGUCCAAAGCUUUCUAUUGGUAUAAUACAUUUUAAAAUCGUACAUUUAAUCACAACAAACUAGCGGUUUAAAAAGAGCUUAUUUUGUAUUGUUCCAGCAUAAGCGAUAUAGAUUUUACACGAAGAUAAGGGAAGAAACUCGUAUUUUUUUCACUCGAUACACCUCGGUUAUUUAUGUAGAUCAUAUUGAAAGUGUCUAUGGGUGUAUUCUGAAAUAUCUCUUUGUUGACCCACCAAAAUCCAUAUGAAAAGCAGAAUAUUUUUUCUUACAGAUCAUGUUAUUUUUAAUUUAUAUAUAAUAUAUGUUAACUAAAUACUUUAUUCCAAUGUCAUGGAAAGACAAUUAAAACCUGAAAAUGUAAUGAAGUACUUAAAGGGACUCCACUGAGGUUUUUUUACAUGAUGGGACUGAAAAGAUUUUUUCUAGAUAAAUGUACAUUUGAUGUAAAUUUAGACCACUUAUCUUUGUGCAAAAUUUCAGAUCAUUCGCUCACACUUUUUCCAUAAUAAUUAUUCAAAUUGUAAAAAUGACCUAAAAUGAAAAGCAUUCAAACGCUUUUCACUGAAAUCAGGCUAAGAAAAGCAUAAAAGUACAAUUUUCAAUUUAUUUCAAAAUAUAUUUUUUAACUAUAUUUGCAUAUAUUUCUCUUUAAAGUGCCAUAGCUCAUUUAUGUAAGAAAUUCAAAUGUUAUGUUUUUAGGCUUUUAAACCUCAGUCGAGUCCCUUUAACUGUAUUUUUUUUCUAUCUCAAAGUAAUAUGUACUUGUAUAUAUAUAAAAAGGGUUGCUAUUUUUAAAGUUGAAUCAUUUUAACAAAUUAUAGAAUCUUAUCACAUGUUUCUAGAUUGAUGUUAAUUAUUGGCAAAGUAACCAAGAAAAGCAUCUAUAUUGUUCAGCAGUUUCAGCGUGAAAAUGUUUGAAUGUCGGUCUUAUAUUGAUUUGUUCAUUUCAAUUAUGACUCUUUAUGAUUUUAAGUAUCAUGUAACAAGAAUUAUAUACAGAAACAGACAAAGGUAAAGAUAUUAUAUGAAAAA
Molecule: messenger RNA, 2738 nt
Organism: Ruditapes philippinarum (Manila clam)
Lineage: Eukaryota; Metazoa; Mollusca; Bivalvia; Venerida; Veneridae
Exons: 8
Coding region: 141-968 (275 amino acids)
Molecular function (GO): ADP-ribose diphosphatase activity; NADH pyrophosphatase activity; NAD binding
Source: RefSeq, a predicted model, not a curated record